Molecule: messenger RNA, 4981 nt
Organism: Eriocheir sinensis (Chinese mitten crab)
Lineage: Eukaryota; Metazoa; Arthropoda; Malacostraca; Decapoda; Varunidae
Gene: ringer
Exons: 7
Coding region: 390-2369 (659 amino acids)
Biological process (GO): positive regulation of protein polymerization; microtubule bundle formation; microtubule polymerization
Cellular component (GO): microtubule
Molecular function (GO): tubulin binding
Source: RefSeq, a predicted model, not a curated record
AGAAUUGCGAAAACAGGAACAGUGAUUGCCAUGCAGUGAUCGGUGACUCGACGCACUUAACGCAAUGAGUGUACAGAAAAGGUUGGUUAUGGCCAAUCUCUUUCAUCAGAAAGGGACCGAAUGAGCUGCAUUAGCUCCUGCUCUUGUUCAUUAGACUCAGGAAGCACUCAGUACCGUCGUCCAGGGCUGAAGUGAUACGACUGAGUGGCAGUGUUUCGAAUUAUUAACAUAGCUCGGAGACUUCGCCUCGGAUGUGAACACUCACUCAUCAAGCCUCCACAGCAUAAAUACCAUCGAGUCCGGUGUUAAACGGCCUGCAGCGCUGCCCGAGUCCUCCGCUACAUGGUGGUCGCGGGAGAACAUGACCGUACUUAAAGGAGCGCCGCGUGAUGUCGUCCAGCAGCGCUAAGUCUGUGAGGUCUGACAUCAUCAGCGCCAUCAGCCGGGACGACCCCCGCUUGCGAGCCCUGGGGGCAGGCGUCUCGCAGCACCACGCCCCCCUCGGCCACACACGCCUGCUGGAUGACGCCUCCCACCAGCUCAACGGCCGCGUCAGUAUGUCAGGGACCUCUCUGUUGAGGAACCCCAGCCAGACUUACUUCAGGAAAGAGGUUCUUCCCUCGUCGUCGGAGCUGGGCCCAGAGGACAGCCUCCACACACCGCUUCAAGAGUCCAAGACUGAGCUCGUCUCUGUGCAGGACAACACCGGCCUGCAGAAUACAGAAACAGUUGCUGCGGGAUGCUCUCAAGACACCAGCCCGGAGAAGAGUCAAGAAGAGCCUCCAGUGAGCGGUGAAGACAGAGCCUCUGAGAAGAAUUAUGGAAGCAACAGUGAAGGCAGAGGCUUUGAGAAGAAUGAUGCAGGCAAGAGUGACAGCGGCUCCCUGGAUACAGAAUCCAGUGUAAGCCUCCAGACUCAGCCCGUUGAGCCGUGUUCACCGCCGGGGAGCCCCGAGGAACGGGACAUGACCCCUGGGGCUGAUGCCCCGUCGCCCACACCCAACCUGCAAGGGGUUCAGACCCUCCAGGGCACCACCAGCAACAUAGACGUGGAGCUGGAAUUUUUCGUGGACAGAGGCAAGACAUCACCUGCCAACGAGCCUGAGGGAACGCCCGCAUCCCCAGCAGAGGAGAGGAGAAACAAGGGCGAGGUUGAUGCCCCUCUGGCCUCCUCGGAAAAUGAGGAGCCGCGAGUGAGGAGACGAAGGUCGCUGGAGGCACCUCAGCACGCCCUGAAGCCAAGCGAGGCUCAGGAGAGGCCCUCCAUGCUGCGUUCAGGGCCUGGCGGGAGGGCACGCUCUUCGUCCGUAGGCCACAAGGUGAGGUUCACCGGCCAGUGCAGCUUCGGCGAGGCUAACGACGAUCCGGACCUCGCUCAGGACGACUCCCGCGCCGCGCGCAGACACGGCCGCCGCUCCAGGAGGAAGGGCAUGCACCGAUCAGCCAGUGUGUCGGGAAUGGAGGACGAGAAGGAAGAAGCGACCAGUACGCGGCGGGAGUACCACCUGCUGCUGCGGGAGAUCCAGUCCCUGAUGGCGGAGGUGCAACGGCAGAGGAGCGACUUUCGCACCGAGCUGCGUUCCCUCACCUCCACCAUCAUCCGCCGCCACAACUCCACGACCUCGCCCUUGUCCGCCAGGCCCUGCGUGUGCUCCGCCAACCCCCGCAAGACCUCCCGCCUCCCCCUCAUGAUGUCGGAUCAGGAGGCAACCAAAGAUGUGAAGAAGGGAGAGGAGAAGGCGAAAGAGGCGCCGAAGGAGGAGAAGAAGGAGGAGAAGAAGGAGGAGGAGGGAAGGGCAAGCAGCAGGGCGUCAGCAGGAACCAGCACGCCAGAACCAAAGCCUGAGGAGAACGGCGAAGAAGACGCGCCCAAGCCCCUGACGCUACGAGAACAGUUCCGCAACUUCAGCAAAUUCGGCGACAUUAAGAGUGACGGGAAGAUGAUGACACUCUCACAGUCCGACAAAUGGUUCAAGCAGGCGAAGGUGAUCGACGGGAAGACGAUCUCCACCACAGACACCGCCAUCACCUUCAACAAGUUCAAGACCAAGAAGAUCACGUUCACGGAGUUCGAGAAGUACUUGGACGAGAUCGCGAAGUCGAAGAAGGUUGACGCCGAGGCGAUCAAAACGAAGCUACAAGAGUGUGGGGCACCGGGAACCACUGGCACCACGAGGUCCGUCAAGAGCAGCGCUGUCGACCGCCUCACAGACACCAAGAAGUUCACGGGUUCGCACAAACUUCGCUUUGACUCAACAGGGCGUGGCAAAGGCAUUGCCGGUCGCAAGGACGUACCCGAUGCCUCUGGCUACGUGACGGGCUACAAGAACAAGAACACGUACCCGCAGAAAGAAGAAAAAACAAACUAGGUUAGUGAUGGAUUUGAAUAUUAGUGUUUAGCAGAAAAGUAUCAUUAUUACGACUGAAGAUCAAUAUAGCCAUCAUUUAAGAAUCACUGAAAACAUUUAUUGUAUUGCCAAUAGGUAUUUCUUAACUUUUUUUAUGCUUUGCUAACACUGAACACAUGUACAAUAGAGUAUAAAAGCAUUACCAGUAAAUGUCUAUGAUGAAUAUACAAGAGUGGACCAUCACUUUUUAUAUAAAGAUGGCUGAUGGGACUUGGCUUACCUGUCUGCCCAUAAUUAAAGCUACCUGACUACUGGGAUGCCACAUUUUCUUUUUCAAGGUUAUACUUAUAGCACACGUAGUAGUUAAUUAGUACUCUCCAAAAUGAACAUUGUAAAAUCUAUAUUGAUGCCUAAUUACAGUUGAAGAAUGUGAAAACUGUUCUGCGAAAUGUGGCGUGUACUGUACUCUCUAGGCCUGUAAUUAGUACUACUUCCUGACGCUUCAGUGUUCAUAUUAGACGUCUUUGUAUGCGUACAGUGUCCCGUCUACACCAUGCACAAAAACUUCUGCCCGCAUAGUUUAUUACCUGUUAUGUGUGGCUUCUAUACAGAGAGAGAGAGAGAGAGAGAGAGAGAGAGAGAGAGAGAGUUUUACCAAAUAUUAUUUUUCCAUUGAAUAUUGUAACUGAUCUGUGCUUAAGUUGAACAUAUUACAAAUUUAUGGAUGGAUGAUGUGACUCUGGAGCCGAAUUAAGAGUUGUAGGGUUUCUGUGGCUUAGCAUUUCAUGGAGGCCCCAGCAGCACAUGCGGCAUCAUGAGGCAACAACCAUUUCAGUCUGUCAAAAAUAAUUAAUGACUGGCUUGGCCCAUGAUGAUGCUCCAUUUUCUUAGGCUGUUUUGACAAACUCUUGACGGCAAGUACUAUUGUUCUUGGCAGUGAAAUAGGGUACAGGAUUAACUCUCUUGUGGGGCCCCCAGGGUGCAUAUUCAUUAAACCUUUUUGCUCCAUUUAGUGACCUAAGGCCACCUACGAUAUUUACUCUUUGGAACUCAUAACCCUCAUGAGCCAAAGCAGAGAAGCUACAACGGUGUCAGGGUCUGUAUUUGCAGAGCCUCUUUGCUAUUUUUAACCACACAUAUGUAGUGACUCACGUGUCACUAAGAAUGAAACCCUCGUGAGUCGCAGUGUUGUUAAGAUCAGCAAUGAGGCUUCAUGAAUACAGACCCUGGCAGCAUCAUACCCUCUUUGCUGUAACUCAUAAGCCUUGUGAGCCGCUAUUAGUUAUUAAAAGUAGCAAAGAAACUUCAUGAAUAAUGCCCAGGACCAUAGCCACAGUAGCCCCCUCCUCUCUUAAAACCAGCCUUGUGUGACUGUGGAAUGCUUGUGUUUGUCUGACCUUCCUAAACAUGUGUGUGCAUCCACGUAAGACCUUCUGCGCCUUAGCUUGUCUUCACAUGGUCUUCUGUGUCAAGUUUUGUCAUAUCUAUUUUAAAUAAAGUCAGUCACAAAAUAUGAAUGUGAUAUAUCUAUACAUAUAUAUUUGAUCUCAUUUUAGGGGACACUGGAUCCUCUUAUGUAUGUUGUCUUGCGUCUUGAGCAGCACUGCUAAUAUGAGUGCCAGAUAUACUUGUGUAAAAGUCCGUCGCACAAAGAAGUUGACCCCAAGGCAAUGAUAAGUGAAGAAUAUAUUUAAGCCACUGGAAAAGUAAUCUCCAUGUAAGUCAACCCACUAAAUUAGGCCCUCAAAUAAUCUGAAAAAAACAAAAACAACUUUUACACGGGUUAUGAAGUUCUCUUCUGACGGCAAUACAUCAAUAAAUAAAUAAAUCAUCAAAUGCACACAUUAUUUUGUUCAUUAUCAUCAAAUUAAGAAAACUUAUAUGACCACAAAAUAGCAAGUCAAGUCAAGGGCAAGGCAGAGGAAACACCAAUGCAUUAUCUUAGAUUGCCUUCAUUUGUACAGUGAGACACUCCAUAUUUAUUUAAACAACAUUGUACAAUUGCAAAUCUCAUUUUAAGCAGCACAGUUGGCAAUGCUACCACAGAUGUACAACAUAUGUAAUAUCUUGAUUCUUCUCUUUUCUUAUCUCACUCAAGUAGAAAAGUUUCCUUUCCUGAAUUUUCAACAGAGCACAGUGGCUGCAUAUUAAUGUAUAAGAGUUUACCGUAUAAACUUGUGUAUGAGUCAGUCUUAUGUAGAAGUUAUUAUACACUUAUCUGAGGAAUAAAUUUCGCCCCUGUAAAAAAAUAAAUCUAACACCCAUGUACAAGUUCAGCUCCUAAACUUGGUCUUUAAAAAUUGUUUGAAAAUAACUGACUUAUACAGAAGUUUAUACAGUAACAUAGUUUCACACAGCCAUAAAAAGCAGAUUUAAUAUCUUUCCACAAAAAGAUGGUUGUGUUCCAUUUGCUCUUGAAGCUGUUCUGUUAAUUGCUUGAUGGGCUGUGUAGCUGCCAUGCCGUUGGCUGCACAAUGAAAACAACAGCUGCUCUGUUUCAUAUUUUUGCACGUAGUCCGCUCAGCCAACGGAUGUCAGUUACUGAUGUUACGUUCGUGUCAAAAUGAUUACAAAGGAAAUAGUAUUUAUACAUUUAUCACCGAAAUGUAAAAUAAAUAUUACUACUACUGCUA